Messenger RNA from Carlito syrichta (Philippine tarsier), 1617 nucleotides. RefSeq names its product PH and SEC7 domain-containing protein 3. NCBI's taxonomy places the organism in Eukaryota, Metazoa, Chordata, Mammalia, Primates, Tarsiidae. Bases 1 to 1422 code for a protein of 473 amino acids. The transcript is spliced from 3 exons. The record is from RefSeq and is a predicted model, not a curated record.
AUGUCUCUGCUGGUUGCUGCUGUUCUUUCCCAGCCUCUUAUCCUUUUCAUUCUGCAGGUAUUAGGUCCUCAGAGGGCCUUUCCUGAAUUAGGACACCUAUUAUGGGAGCCCCUUGAUGUAGUUCCUCUUUUACCAGCCCGAGGCUGCCCAAACAUGUCAAAAUUACCGUUUGCUCUCUAUUGGGCAGAGACCUUUGUUUGGGUUAACAAUGCAUCUGCACAUUCCCAAAAUGUUGCCAAGGCCAAAUAUGAAUUUUUAUUUGGCAGACCUGAAGAGAAAACUCCAGAUACUAGUGAUCAUGGAGGAAGCACUUUACUCCCACCGAAUGUCACAAAUGAGUUUCCAGAAUAUGGGACCAUGGAGGAAGGUGGAGAAGGCCUUAGAACUUCUCUAGAAUUUGAUGGUGAGUCUCUGCCAUGCCACUCACAAGGGCAGCAGGGGGUCCAGCUUUCCACUGGCCACUACUCUGGACUUGACAGUGUUACAGAAGGACCAAAAGAUGUCAGAGAGGCCCCCUCUCAAAGUCACCUCAAAGAACCAAGUUUACAGCCCAUUGACUCUUUGAUUUCUGCUCUGAAAGCCACAGAGGCGAGAAUAGCAUCAGGAACAUUACAGGCUGCAAAGGUACUGGACAAAGAUGUUGUUUCUAGUUUUUCACUUCAACAGGUGGAAAAAGAGUUAGGCAUUGCCAGUUGUAAAACACAGAGAGCCAACAAACCACUCCCUGCUGGCCAAGAAAAACCACCAGGCAUACCUCUUUCAGCUGAAGUAACAACUGAGGAAAAUCUUUAUUUGAGCAUCCAGAAGGAUCUGACUGCCCUGCUAUCUGGAGAUACUCAGGCACAACUUCCCCAGCGAAAUGGAGAGAAAGGGGAUGAUGGGAGAAAAGGGGCUUUGUGUUUGCGGGAGCCAGAUUGUCCUGUGUCCUCCUUGGGGAGCCCAGCAGUGACCCACAACUCUGUGAGCAGCACUGGUUUUUUGAAAGAGCAGAGGUCUGCUCUCGGCAGAGAGUACCCAGUGGGAUGUGAUCGAGGCAGCUCUCUGGGACGCACAGGACGGAUCAAACAUGUGGAAUUUCAAGGGGUAGAGAUACUGUGGACGGGAAGAGAAAGGAGAGAGCAUAAAACCCAGCAUACCGUAGGUUUCGAGACAUCACUGGAAAGAACAGCCUCUACAGAAAGCAAAGAGUUUUCCAAAGUGCCAAGCCAUCUCAUGUCAUCUGCUGGUUUGUGUAAUUCAAUUAAUUUAACUGAGAGUGUUUGGGAUGGAUCCUGGAAAACUCCUUCAGAGAGGCCUGGCACUAGCUCAGGGGCAUAUUCCCCUGUGCGUCUUGAUGAGAGUGGAGAGGAUGAAGUCUUCCUGAAGGAAAACAAACAACAUCUUGACAAAAAACCUGAACCAGAGAGAGAAAAAGAAAGGUGAGCUCCCAGAGUACCCCACUGUUUGUGAUGCUUAUUAUAUAUGAGAGAAAGCUGUUUCUAGUAUUUGGUAUGAGAACUCAGCUCAUAGUACACUGGGUCCUUGUUAUCAUAGAAUGGAAGAGAAGUUACCAUAAGCUAACACCUUCUAAGCUAAAAUUCCUUUUAAGUUUCUGAGAUAUUAAAGUGAUCUAGUUAC